Messenger RNA from Colletotrichum tamarilloi, 789 nucleotides. RefSeq lists its product as uncharacterized. The transcript has a single exon. The record is from RefSeq and is a predicted model, not a curated record. The coding region runs from base 1 to 789 and encodes 262 amino acids. NCBI's taxonomy places the organism in Eukaryota, Fungi, Ascomycota, Sordariomycetes, Glomerellales, Glomerellaceae.
AUGUCUCGGCUUUUGAUUGCUACACAGCAACAACUCCCGGCAUCCCACGCUUCCCCAGAGCGCCCUCGCUCACACUUUAGUCUUCAAGAUGUUCAUGAUCUUCCGCCACGUCAACCUCGAUCGACUUUCCUAGCCGUCGGCUCACCCUUCACCCACCAUCCUAAUAAUCGAUCCACCCACUCGCUACCUCACGCUUCCUCGCCAGUCUCUCCAUUGCCCCAAACCUUCGUCUCAUGCUACCACCAAAGGCAAUACGUGCCGCCAAUCUACUUCCCCAUGCGCCACCACCACCUCCUCCAGAAAUCUAACUGGGUCCCUCCCACCACGGCGGACGUGCCAACGUUGCUCUGCGGGGUCCUCCCCUGGCCGUUGGGUAGGUAUUCCGUCACGCCGUACUACCGGCCUGGCAACGCUUCACCCCAAAUCCGCAAUGAUACUGGCUUUUCUUUUUUCUUCAUCGUUGGUCGAACGACAUUGGGUUCAAAACCUCGAGGUAAGACUCCAGAUUACCUAACGUACAGCCCGGCCGCCUCAUCUGGGGGGGAAGGAUCACGACAAAAAGCGUUCCUUAUCUUGCUAGGUCGAUGCUGCCGACAUUGUUUGAGCCAAAUUGGCACUCCACAAACUUGUCCUUUGACCGACAAACACAGCUUCCAUUCAUUUCAUUCCGUUCGGAUAUUCCGCCCGGACCUAGCGCGAGGAGAUGCCACGCCUCGGGAGCCAUAUCCCAUAUUCCGCCUGAGAGUCUUGGCCAAUGGCGGUGACCCAAUUUCAGAUCGAUCAAUUUGA